Vanrija pseudolonga is the source of this 1404-nucleotide messenger RNA. RefSeq lists its product as uncharacterized. The record is from RefSeq and is a predicted model, not a curated record. Gene Ontology annotation, biological process: transcription by RNA polymerase II. The coding region runs from base 1 to 1404 and encodes 467 amino acids. The transcript has a single exon. Gene Ontology annotation, molecular function: protein heterodimerization activity. NCBI's taxonomy places the organism in Eukaryota, Fungi, Basidiomycota, Tremellomycetes, Trichosporonales, Trichosporonaceae.
AUGCUUGGGAUGUUGUCCAUGUUCUAUGCGGCCCAGUACCACCAGAUUCUGUCCCAGCAGGCAGCAGUGACACCUGGGACGCCGGUCCCUCCGCCCUAUACCCUUCAACAGGCGCAGACGUUAUUCUGCGCCUUGACGCCAACGCAACAGAAGCAGGUCCAGACCAACUUCAUCGCUCGACAGAGGUUGGCUCAGCAGGCGCAGCAGGCCCAGCAGCAGGCUCAGCAAGCCGGUGCGGCUCCCCAAGCCGCUGGCCAGCCGCCUACUGCCGGUGCAGCUCCAGCUCAGCCUGCUCCUGCCCAACCUAGCGCGACGGCGUCGGCAGCCUCGACCGCCCCCGCCACCCCAACCCCCGCACCGCCAAAGGCCGACAAGCCAAAGGCUGACAAGGCGGCCGCAAAGUCUGCUGCUUCUGCUGCUGCUGCCCCCUCUGGCUCUGCGCCGACCCCGCCUGCGGCCAAGAAGAACGCGCCUGUCCGCCCACGCCCUCCAAAGGAGCCCAAGAAGGCCCGCAUCGAUGCUCCGGAGAAGGAGAAGGGCAAGGAGAAGGGCAAGGGCAAAGAGAAGGAUAAGGACAAGGACAAGGGCAAGGAGCCUGAAGCCGAGAAGAAGGAGGAGAAGGAGAAAACUAAGGCGACCAAAGACAAGGACGCCGACAAGAGCAAGGAUGUGCAGGCGGUUACCGAGGCAGCGCGAAUGGCUGCCGCUGCGCGCGACGACACGCCAGACGUCGAGGGCCUCGCUACCACCGCCGACCCGCGCCGCCCCCGCAAGGAGGAGGGUGGCUUCCGCGGCUCAAUGCGCGGCGAAAUCGCGCGCCUGAUGUACGCCGCCGGCGAUGUUGUGGACCCGGACGUCGACUCGGUCGACUACAUCGAGGACAUGGUUAUCGAGUUCCUGUCCGACCUGUGCCGGCCUGUUGCGCCGAUCCGCGCCAACGUCAACGCUGCGCGCUUAGCUGUGCCGCUAUCUGCCGACACGGUCCGCCACCGACUCGCGACGCACAGCCACCUGCGCAAGUACCUCGAGCGCUGGGACCACAUGGCGUACAUGUCUGUCGAGCUGCAGCAGUCGAAGCGUGUCGCCCAACCGAGCCACAUGGACCUGAUCUCGAGUGUCGGCAAGCAGUUCCUCGGGCUCGACGGUGAGCAAGAGUCUGGCAUUGGCGUCAAGCGCCGUGCCGCCGCGGCCGACAUCAACGCCGACGGCGACGUUGUCAAGCGCCGCGGCCGCCCGCCCAAGAACCCCGAGGAGCGCAAGAAGCCGGGCCCAAAGAAGGGGUGGAAGAAGAACCUGGACCCGAACGCGCUGCCCAAGAAGCGCGCGCCGCAGGGCAGGCCGUACAAGAAGAAGGACCGGCCGCAGAUCGCGUCCGUGGCCCCGAGCCCGAAGAAGCAGCCGUGA